AUGACGACUACACCAACAACACCGACACCACCAACACCCACACUCACCAUCGAUCCGCUAGACCAACAGGCCGACUACGCAUACUUCCUGCACCAGGUAAGACAACUCAAGUACGACCCGAAUACGACUCCCUCACAGAAAGCUGAGCUCCUCCACCGCGCGAUAGCCCAGCAAAUCAGAUCCUUCACCCGGAUCGAGAGGGACCAUGUGGACCGGUACCGCCGGCUCAGCGAUGAGAGCAAAGACCUGCAGGUCGCCUACGAAAAGCUGAACAACAAGCUGAGCCGCGAGCUUCGCAAGGUCAAGGCCCAGGAUGCAGAGCUGCGGGAUACGAAGGCGACGCUGCAGCUGCUGGAGAAGGACUGCAAGGCCAAGGAAGAGUACAUCUACUCGGCGGAGCAGGCGAAUGCCGUGCUCAGAGAGAAGAACAAGGAGCAGAGGAACUCCAUCCGGACGUGGAAGCAGCAGCUAGAGGCGGUGAAAAGUGAGCUGGCGGUGCGGGAUAAGAACGUCGAUGAUCUGCAGCAACUCUUGAAACGGAAGGGCGCGCUGGUCGACAAGUAUCAACAGGAGAUCCAACAGUAUCGGGCCCAACGCCAGGAAUGGGAGCGACAGGUGGACCGGGCUUCCCAGCGUCUGGAAGACAAGAGCGAGAAGAUGACGACCUGGCUGAACGGUGUUAGCGGAGGCAGACGCCACGAUCGCAUAUCACUGAGCGCCGACACAUCCAGUUCCAAAGGGUCGAGCUCUGACCUGUCUGAUUUGGGAAGUUCUCGCAUGUCGAAGUCUACGACAAAUCCUACUUCGAACGGCUCGGACGAGAAUUUGGAUGGAACGUUUCACACCACGGGAUCGGAGAUAGACAGUAGGUUGGAUUACAUGGGCUCGGCGCAGCAAACUGUGAAGCCUGGAGAUGCAAUGGAUUGUUCCAGUGACUCGAGGGGCAGGAAAAGACCCGGAUCAACACGAGGUACGACGCUCGACGACGAAAUCAAGAGUUUAUCUGACGGUUUAUCAGCACUCCAGCUCGAUACGGAUCUGUCCCUGAUGGAAUGGGAGCCCAUAAACAGGGAAGAAGCAUACUCACCAAUAAGCGAGUAUGAUCUGGAUUUUCAUCAGAGGCCCCGGAAGAGACGACGCAGUAAAAGGGAGAACGAGCCAUGCCCACAAGACGACGCUGAAGACAGCGAUCAUCCAGGACAGACAACCGAAGACUUUCGGUACUGUGGAGGCUCUCUUCCCCAAGAAGAGAAAGAGAUGCUUAUCGUUAGUGAUAAUAAAGAUGUCGCAGAUGAGACCCCUGGUUCUCCGUAUGAGCCGCCCGAAGUGAUAUCCUCAGAGCAUUCGACUGCCUCGCAUGGGACUCAACCCGUGGAUGACUUGCAUGAGCCGACAAUUGUGGGAUCAGGAAAGAGCUCACAGGUGUCGAUCCAGCAAGAACCAAGGCCUCUACUUGCGAAUGGAAGGAUAGGAUACUACAAAGACCCUGUGUGGCUUCCAAAGUCAUUCCCCCCCUCACAGCCGCUGCCGCUGAGCUCCGACCCGAUGAAACCAAGACUUAUCAGCAGGAUCAAACCCGUGCUCAGGAUCAGAGUGGAUCCUCAUCUAUCCGAGCUCGAUGAGAGUCAGAGUCUCAUGGAUGGUGAUUCCCAAUACGACAACACAUCGCCCUUGGCGGCGACUUCUCCAAUCGGAAGUGAGGCUGAAACUUCUGAUUCAGCGCCAUCUGAGACUGACAUCAAUAGCACCGAAGCGAAGGGCGAAGGUGAAUUUCAGAUGGGCAUGAGGCCUUCUCUGGCCUUGGGAGGCAAGUGGUGGCUAUCCCUCUUGAUGGGGGUGGUGCUGUUGGUGACCACUGUGUUUCAAAGGCCGACAUCAAGCCCAAAAGAUCCACGUGAGUCGUGGAAUAAGAUCAAUGCGAUGGUCCAGGAUCCAUUUACCAAGUUGCAGAAGAACCCAGAAGCUCGACCAUCAUGCGUACGGGCUUUGAAGUAUGAAGCUUUCCACUUUUUUGAUAAGGACUUCUUGUCGUUUGGCUGA
Messenger RNA from Aspergillus clavatus NRRL 1, 2040 nucleotides. RefSeq lists its product as uncharacterized. NCBI's taxonomy places the organism in Eukaryota, Fungi, Ascomycota, Eurotiomycetes, Eurotiales, Aspergillaceae. The record is from RefSeq and is a predicted model, not a curated record. The transcript has a single exon. The coding region runs from base 1 to 2040 and encodes 679 amino acids.